UUCGCACGGAAUACCUGCUGUGCUGCAGGCUGCGUGAUCAUCUUUUGUGUGUGUCAUUCAUUAGUUGAAGAAUUACGGCGCAAAGGUGUAAAUCGGGUGCCAACGACACAAACUCGAGUCACCCACUGGUCAGAUUGUCUUUUGUUGAAGGAUAGACAACUCACUGCUGUAUAGCAAAAUUUUCUUAAUCUUCAAUCUGGUAUUCAGAUAGUUUCUAUGGUAGCAAAGUACUUUCAAAUUUAAGCAAACUGAUAAGGCGACAUAUCACAUGCACAUUGGAUGAUCAAAAGUUUUAAAGUGCAACUUCCGGUAGAGGGCAAGCUCACGCGACAACGUCCGUUAAUUAGAACUCCAAUCAAACGAGCGUGACUCUUAAAUCAUUCUGUUGCGCUACUGCAACUCCUUAAGCGUCAUGUUGCUUCAAAAUUGUUUGUCAAACAAUAAUAAUCAUAUUUGUCUAUAUAAUAAACUACUUUCAGAUAUCACCGGCAAACAAACGCACAGAAAGACCACCCCCUGGGGAAAACCAUUUAAAGAACGAGAUAGGCGCUGCGUGUGUGUGCUCCGUUUUGUUCGCAAAUGUUAUGCGCAUUCGACCCAAAAUAAUUUAUCUUUAGACCACUUGAACAUUUAUCGCAUAAAGUACAAAAGCAGAUCGAAGCAUGUGGAAGUUUUCCGCAGUAUCAUGCAUGGCGGAAUUGCAUUGUGUGCAGCUAAGCUUAGGAAUCAUUCAAUAAAAGGGUUUUAAACCAUGUGUCAUUAACUAUUGAUGCUACUUCAACCGAAGCGAUCAGACGCAGGCAGUGUAAACAAAAGCAGAAGCAGAUUGUAGUUUGCAGUAAAAUAAAUGUUUCAUCGACGAGGAUGACAUCCAUUUCAUCGUCGCGUGUGCGCGGUUUGAAUUACAUGUCUGGAUGUUAGUUGCCAUAGACCGCAAAGAAGACAUCGAAGCGGUUGUCAUAGUUCGACACGAUUUCACGCUCGCGGCGAAUAGAAUUCAAAGCCAAUAGGAAAGGACCAAUUGGGGAAAACAUUUUCUCGUAAAUAUCUCGCUUAUUAGGGAUUACAGCUGGAGUGGAAACAUGGCGGAUCGGAGCUGGGAUAAAACAGGAACUACGGACAAAUGUAUGCUGGCGAUGCUAGAGGAUUUAGCGCCGUGGAUGGCGCAUAUAUUGAGUUCAGAGAUAACGGUAGACACGCUAAUGGAAGAUCUUGACACAGGAGUGGUUCUGUGUAGACUAGCUAACGCGAUCCAACGAACAGGCGAAGAAUUUAUUCUACACAACUGCUCUAUUCCUCGAAAAUCUUUCCCGGCUUGCGGCGUCACAUACAAAGAAAGAACAGCCUUCCGCGGUUCGUUCAUCGCCAGGGAUAAUGUGGCAAAUUUUAUUCGCUGGUGUCGAGAAUUGGGAGUAUCGGAUGUUGUUAUGUUUGAGACGGAGGACCUUGUACUUCACAAGAACGAGAAGUCUGUUAUUUUGACCCUUAUGGAGGUAGCGCGCUUGAGCGUAAAAUUCGGCGUCGAACCGCCUGAUUUGGUCAGAAUGGAGAACGAAAUCGAUCAAGAAAUUGAACAGCAACCGGAGGAAAUCAUGGUUGAACCCAUGGUUCAGUUAAAGAAGAUGCAAAAAUCACACAGCCUGGAUGAUUUGGUUUAUCAAGUAUUGGAGCAAUGCACGUGCCCGGUGCGGUACCCAGUCCUCCGCGUCGGAGAAGGAAAGUACCGAGUGGGAGAAGGCAAGUCGCUAAUAUUCGUCAGGGUCAUGCGCAAACACGUGAUGGUUAGAGUUGGCGGGGGCUGGGACACUCUGGAGCGAUAUUUCGACAAACACGAUCCAUGCAAGGUGUCAGAGAGACAGAGGAGGAACUCACUCAAGUCGCCCAGAUCGCGUAGUGGAAGCGAUGUGAUUGGCAGAUCGCCGAGCUCAAUGAGUAUAUCCAGUACUGACAGCUAUGAUUCGGGUAGUUAUCCUGUUUCUCACGGCCGCACUGCAUCCUGGACUUCUCCGCAGAGUUCCUCUUCACAGCUCAAGAGUCCACGAGACCUCAGGGAAAGGGUUGCCAGCGUGUCCCCCACGAGAAGUCCUUCGCCUUCAUCUCCACGACUACAGCCAUGGCAAAGACGGGGAACGAUAUCACGUGACACGCCGCCCAGAACCAUGGACACGCAAUCACGGGGGCGGUUAUCAAGGAAGAGUAAAAGCAUGCAAGAACUAAACAGCGUUUUCGUAGACGGCCGCAGCCCUUCCUAUUCCAAACCGACUUCCUCGUCGAUUCGGAAACAGAGCGUGAGUGGCGAGAAUUCUCCCAGAGAUGUUGGCUCCGGUGGCGCAGAACAAAACCGCAGAAAAAGCUUAACAACCAGUUCUCGGAGAUCGUCCAACGCUGGAGGACAAGGAGAAUCUUCGACGGCCAGAAGUCGCUUGAGUUCCAGCGGACCUGUUGGCUCACAGAGGCCAGGGCCUCCAACGGUAUCUAGGAGCGCCUCUUUCGGCUCCAGACCCCGCACCCUGAUCCCCGUGAUGGAACCACGCUCGAAAACUAUGGUCAGCUCAAGGCCUGCAAGAGAAACGCAAAGGAGAGCGUCUUCGGCCCUACCUGGAAAAGUUGAGAAUAAGGCGGAUGAAAUUCGGCGGAGAGAGGCUAAAGCCAGACGAAGAUCAUCUUCAGUUACGGUCGAUGGGAAGGGACGCGCACCCAGCUCACCAAAACCUGCGCAGAGAUCAGAGAAAGAUAAACAAGAGAGAGGUAGGAAGCCCAGUGUUUCAGCGAUCGAUGCGAAGGGACCGUUACCUGGCUCACCGAAGCCCACACAGAGGCCAGCGGAAGAUAAACAAGAGAGAAGUAGAAAGUCCAGUGUCUCCAAGAUACCCAGUCCCCGGCACAAACCGGAGCAGCCUGUUACGUCUGCUUCUAGGAAAAUGUCAACGGGAAGUACAGCUCACAGGUCCCUUCCUUCUACACCAAGAGAGAGAAAAUCUUCCACGACUCAAAAUAGCGCCAAAAAUAACGCGGUUAAAGGGCCAAAAACCAGCGCUGUGACAGAGAAGACAAAAGGACAGCAAACCCCGCCCACUUCACGCCGCGAAAAUAAAUCGGUUAUUAAGAGAAAGGAGCUGGCAGAUACAAAAACCAAUGAAAACGUUGGUAAAGAAAGAUCGACAAAAAUCGGCCAUGAGGACGAGAAAGGGAAGGCAUUGAACGAUGAACAAAUUAAGGACGAUGUUUUUAACAUUUGUGAUAUUUCCAUAUGCGAGGAUAGUGUUUCAAAUGGACCACUGAAUGGUAAAUCUGAAAACUUUAGUGAAAAUUCAGACACGAUUGACGAUAUUUCUAGUACCAGGGACAUCACCUCGCCGGAUGGAAGGUUUUCGCCAAAGCUCACAGUGAACGGAGGACGGAAAACGUCCGAAUGCUCCUUAGAAACUGAUAGUGACGUCAACAGUGAUCUUUUGAGUGACAUGACAGACACUGAUUACGAUUUUAGGAGUCAGCGGUUUUCGGGUCUGUCCGAAACUUCAAGUGAUGUAUCAUUCGGUACCAGUCCCGCUUGGAAGUUAUUCCACUCCGUCGAACUCGACAAGAAUGUCCCGGAGCCAGAUAGCUCAGAAUUGGGAAGCUCGCUCAAAGACUGUCUAAUGAAUCUGAAUCUGCAAGGCUCCGUUACACCAACAAUGAAAAGACGCAUUUUCGAUGCUGCCCCAACAAGAAAUCCAAAGGAGGAAUCGCCAGAUUUAGCGAUGGACUCUGAGACUCCACCUGUAGACAAAGCGGUCUUCUUUGAUAUCGAGCAUUACAAUGAUAAGUCGCCCGACGAAGAAGACGCCAUCGUUGGCUCGCCUCGUAAGUGGUCACUUGUCAAGUCCCUUAUUAGCAGCAUCGAAAAACGAAGCAGUAGCAGCACUUCUACUUCUAGAGCAAGCAAGAAUGCUGCAGCCACUUCCAGGGCAUCUGCUCCAGGCACCACCGGCAAACACCUUGGAAUGGAUGAGUCAGUGGUUACUACUCAGAAGACCAUGAACAACCACAAGAUGCCUCGUGCCAGACCUUCCCCAUUCAACGACCAUACUGAGGAUGAAUCUGUUGAAGACGUGAUGGCGGGAGCCGAACACCGCACCCCAUUCCCUGAAGGGGAGCUCGUCGCUCCACGUGACACUGUAAUAUGUGACUUCAACAGGAAUGUCUCGAACUCAACGCAAGGAGAAAGCGAUGAAACUUGGGCAAAUCCGCGGCGGAUUCCAGGGGAAAAACCACUUGAGAGUUUUGAAAGCAUUAAUCACGGUGUCAAAGCAAGGAAGUCGUCACGCGAGUCAAGGCGAAAGGAGAAAGAGUUGGACGUGUUUCCUCGGCCUCAGCGUCAGUUUACUCUUGAAGAAAUGAUCCAAGACAUGAUGCCCGCAGACGGCGAGUCUAAGGAGACUGGAGACCAGCGAAUGUUGUCCCCCGAACCUCGAUUUCAAGCUUGGUUGUAGGCAUAUAUGGUGCUAAAUUGAUUAUUCGUUAUGGAGGAUUUUAAUAGUGACCGACCCAAAACAGCUUUUUCAAAGUGAUUCAUGCUGUUCGAAAAGUCUAUACAUAGACUUGUGGUAAUCGUCAGUAAGCUAGCUAUAUAAAGCAGUUUCUUUAAUUUAUUUUGCGCUGCCCAUAGACCAAAAUUUUUCCACAGCUAAGUGCAUUUGAAUAUGAUAUUUUUCAUUACAUAAUCAGUUGUAUUCUCACGACUUGGUUAAUUGACUUGCUUUAAAGAGAUAAAUGAUGAAGCUAAGAAUUGAUAAUUGCUUAAUUUGUCUAGAAGAUUAAUUGUUGAAAAAAAUAUUCCCAACCGGUCAAAGUAUAAAUAUACGACUUUCGGCUUCAAGUAUCUGACCAAUUGCUAGGAGUGUACCACAAUGAUAGUAAUCAUUAUGGACUGUUAAGAGUGAGGUUACAAUUUUUUCGCAUAACAGGUGCAUAAAUUAUUGUUAUUUGCAUGGAAAUCAGGGCAUCAUUUUUCGCUUGCCGAUCGCUGGAAACGAAGGCAGUGAACUAGGAAACAUUUAUUGCCAUUAAGUAUCACAUGAUGUUAACGUUUGAAAUGUUAUUUCCAUUUUGUAAAAGAUUAAUUAAGCUUGCUUCGAGAAGAGAUAAAUGACUUAAAGACUACCAAGUGUAGCUAUUUAUAACAGAAAAUAUAUUAUGUUUGGGUGUGAAAAUUGAGAUUAA
This is a messenger RNA of Orbicella faveolata, 5202 nucleotides long. RefSeq lists its product as uncharacterized. The record is from RefSeq and is a predicted model, not a curated record. Gene Ontology annotation, biological process: protein localization to microtubule plus-end; actin crosslink formation; regulation of microtubule polymerization or depolymerization. NCBI's taxonomy places the organism in Eukaryota, Metazoa, Cnidaria, Anthozoa, Scleractinia, Merulinidae. Gene Ontology annotation, cellular component: cytoplasm; actin filament; stress fiber. Gene Ontology annotation, molecular function: microtubule binding; actin filament binding; cytoskeletal adaptor activity.